AUGGAAUACUCUGUUUUACAGAUUAAUUCCAUUGUCGACAUUGGAGCUUCGUACCAUUCUCAGUUUAGCGCGUUAGUCUAUGAAUUCGUCGAUGAUACCGGUUUCGAGCCAUUGCCUGAAAUGGAGCGAGGGCAAGGAUUAGACAAUAUCGAUGCAAAACCUCGACGUAUGCUGUCGUUCGCAGUGAGUGACGGAGAAACCGAUUUGAGAGCGAUUGAAUACUAUUCAAUAAAAAGCUUCUCCUUGCUCACCAAGCCGGGAUCGAAGAUUCUGCUCAUUCCACCCGUUUUAUGCAGGAAAGGAGUGUUGUUAUUGAAACCAACGAACGUUCAGCUUCUAGGUGCGGAAUAUUGGCGUCCAUCAGAGCAUUUCUUUAAUUGUGCUGAAGCGAUUUGCUCAAUGCUUACUCCAUAUUCAGGAGGUGAUGUCGAGUCGUUUUUCAUGUCCGGACGGCCUCUUCAAGUAAUGGCGGAGAAACUGAACGUCGCUAUACCACAAUCAAAAACACAAAACACAACUGUCCUUCGUGGAGAGUUGCGACAGAGUAAGGAACUCAAUGAACCUGGUAGUGGAACAGAACGCAGUAAAGGGAGUAAGAACAGUAAUACCAAGCCAGUAGUCAUCCCCAGUGGCCCGGAACCUCCUGUUCUUUGUGACGACGAUUACGAUUUCGAUCCUGCUGAGUAUGACCAAGGCGAACCACCCUGUGGUAUCGAGGAUGUCGAUAUGGAAGCUCAUGACUCGGUUGACCAGGUUGUUCCUGACAGUGUUUUGACUAUCAACACUAAUGAGAAUAGCAGGACAUCAGCUGUGUUUCCUGAUCACCCCAUUACCAGGAGUUCCGAACGCACUUAUACAAAGCCUGUGGCACAGAUUUCUCCUAUGACGUGCGAGCUGAGCAAGUCCGAAGUCGAGCCAAAGAAUCGUCGAUGUUCUAUAGAGCUUGAGGAAAGUCCACCUGAUUUUGACGCUGAACUGGCGAGGAUUCCGAAAAUAUCUCGCCUAACGUCAUCUGAAAAAGCGGACAAUCGUGGAAGGGAAGCUGAGGGACGCGAUAACCGCCCGGCUAAUCAUCAAUCUCCUAGUACAUCUGAAGACAGUGUCAACACUCGAAAACGCUCGUCAGCGGCCAGACCAUCGUUGAUAUCACUUUGUGAUUCACAAGCUGAGACAUCAGGAUUGAAGCAAAUACCCUGUGCUUCUUUUGAUCCAACUCGACGCCCUGUCAAAUUGGGAAUUCAAGGCUUUCUUCACACUGUAUCUCCUCCCACAGGAAGGCAAAUCAGAGAAAGGGAGACUACUUCAGAGAGCACGCGUAAAAAGGUGAAAGUCGAAGUGAUAGACAUAGAAGACGAUGACGAUGUGAUACAUGAUGCAGCGCCAUUGUCGUCUAACCUAACCCAGCCCUGUAGCAGCACUCAGACUGAGUCACAGACAGUGAAAUCUCCUCAGAUACUUAAUCGAAGUUUUCAGAGUGACAUAGAGAACGAUCUCGUGGUAAAAUUCAAAAAGUUGAACAUUGUGCGGAUAGCCGACGCAUCGAAACAAAUGCGUUUUGCCGUAGGGUCGUGUCGAAAGACUGUGCAGGCCAUCAUUGUGGAUAUCAUCGACUCGCUCAGAAUAGUAGAUGGACUGUGGACUAUGAAAGUCAGCCUUCAAGACGAGUCAGUCGACAGCUUCGUGUGCCUGAUAGACAGCCCUACGCUGUCAUCUCUUAUCGGCUUGACACCAGCGGAAGCGUUGGAGGUUCGUGCGUCCAACGAUAUAGAACGACGUAAGGAUGGUCAGCGUCGUUUGGGUGCAGUAGAAGAGCAACUGAAGCGGCUUGAUCUGCUCAUGGUUGUGGAGUUGUUCAGUGGCAGUCGUGCAGAUCCUGUGAUACGUAGCAUUCGAACGCUCAUGCAAGAACUUGACGUUUCAUAG
Molecule: messenger RNA, 1923 nt
Organism: Cooperia oncophora
Lineage: Eukaryota; Metazoa; Nematoda; Chromadorea; Rhabditida; Trichostrongylidae
Source: the annotation of a GenBank genome assembly